UAUGAUUCGUAAAAUUGUGACCUCUCUUAAAUAAUUUCGAAGAACUUAUGAAGAUCAAAAACUAGGUAGAUAACUUGUAGGAACAGAUUAACAUGGAAAUCUUUAUUAUUAAUAUUAUGAUUAAAAUGGAAAACCUACUAAAAGGAUGAGUGAAAGAACAGAUAAAAUGGCACCAUUUGUAGAUCCAUUAUGGGAAGAGUGGAUAAGACAUCUAAAAGAUAAACCAUAUACAGAAGAAGAGAGAAUAGAAUUAGAAAAAUAAUAAAGAGCAUAUAAAACUAAAGUUAAUGAAUAUGAGUAAAAGGAUGCAGAAAUGAUGAAAUAAUUUAAGAAAUCAAAUAAAACUUGGAAUGCAAAUAAUAAAUGA
Paramecium pentaurelia is the source of this 367-nucleotide messenger RNA. The record is from the annotation of a GenBank genome assembly. NCBI's taxonomy places the organism in Eukaryota, Ciliophora, Oligohymenophorea, Peniculida, Parameciidae.